GAUGAGCUUGGCUUUGUGAUGUUGCAGUUGUAGAUUAAAGAAAAGAGACGCCCAUGCUUGAGUUUUCCUCAAAUGGACUGUGAUUUAUAAGAGGUUUCGGCGGAUCCUACUUCUUCCUUAAAUCCUUCUUGUUAAGUGAAGGAACUUGGCCUAAGCUGUUCGUUCCUUCAUAUGGAGAUGGAGACGGAGACUUCAUGUACCCAAAGAGCCCCUCAAGAAGCUUCCAACUAUGAUGAACUCUUCAUGCAAAACACCUUGCUCUUUGCAGAUAGCUUGAAGGAUUUGAAGAAUCUUAGAGCACAGUUGUACUCGGCCGCAGAGUAUUUUGAGCUAGCAUAUUGCAGAGAUGGCCAGGAACAAUUAGUGGUAGAAACCUUGAAAGAUUAUAUCAGCAAAGCAAUCAUUAGCACUGUAGAUCACUUGGGUUCUGUUGCCUGUAAGGUUAGCAAUUUCCUGCAAGAAAAAAUUGAUGAAGUUUCUGGAGCAGAACUUCGAUUUUUUUGUAUGCAACAGAAAUUAAGGACAUGCCAAGAGUACAUUCAUUGCAGCGGCCUUUCAGAACAAUCUUUGGUGAUAAAAACUCCCAAGUUUCACAAGGAGUACAUAGUUCCAGGUAAAUUUGCAGGGAAAAAGCAUGUUGCCACUGGAAAGACUGGAUCUAUCUACCAAUGUGCUGAACAUGACUUGCAACAAUCUGCGAAUGUUUUGCCAGAAAAAGCUGGUCACGCAACAAGAAUGGAGCCCCCUAAUUCAUAUUUACUAAGGAAAUGGCAUUCUAGAUUGCCUACUGUGGGAGUGGCUUCUAAUUCUGGCACCUUUGCCUUUGCAAGGACUGCGUCCCACAAAGAAACAGGGGGAGGAGCAGUUUCGCCAUAUCGUUUUCUGCUCAGGCGCUCAGGAUCUGUCAGUGCCAAUUCAGUCAUUCCAAACUCCUCCAACAGCAGUAGACAGCGGUGGCCAUCGGAGCCCAGGAGAUCGGCUUCAUUGAGUGCCAAUGCUGAAAGGGACAGAACGAAAGAGAUUCAACAAUAUUCCAAGAAAAGUAAACCUCUCUUCAAAGCAUUGCUCAGCAUCCGCAGGCAGAAUAGAGAUGGGAGAGUAUAAAAUACAAGGAUAUCAACUGAGAGGAGAGGAGAAGAAGCGUAGUCAGGAGAAAUGCAUCACUGUAUUUCCUUUACAAGCUGCUGGUAGAUGAAUGCUUCAACUAAUCAUUCAUCACUAAUAAAAUGUAACCAUCACUGGAGAACGAAAAAUUAUGAAACGAUGAUUCAUUUAUGUAUAUCAACUGGAGCCAUUGUUAGCUUU
This is a messenger RNA of Diospyros lotus (date-plum), 1305 nucleotides long. RefSeq names its product protein ABIL3-like. Bases 172 to 1104 code for a protein of 310 amino acids. NCBI's taxonomy places the organism in Eukaryota, Viridiplantae, Streptophyta, Magnoliopsida, Ericales, Ebenaceae. The record is from RefSeq and is a predicted model, not a curated record. The transcript is spliced from 10 exons.